GCACUUUGUACCAUUCAGGAAUUUCCCCUUGACCUUGUGAAGGUUAUUGUAUGAAAGGAGGACGAGAGUGGGGUUGUUGUGCUUUAGUUCAAAUUCUAUGGAUCAAGAGCUGCCACCCACACCACUCCCUCUCCACCACUCCCCCUUCUCUCUAGUCAUAUUCAGACACAAGCAGACUGGUUGAGUGGCAACACACUACGAGAGGGGGGAAAACAUCUGUAGAAUUGAAUGAGCUGUUUUAAGGGAGCCCUAGCUAGUCUCCCCCUCUGAGCCCGGGAAGUAGUGGAAAACGUGAGAAACGCUGCGCCUAUUCUCCGAGUAGUUCUGAAACGAGACUGCAUCUCUAAAAACAACUUCCUUCAAACCCCUGGAACUGUGACUGUCCUGAGGAGAACACUCCCCUCACACACUCCCCAACUGACCGUGGAGGCGUGAGAAGAGCUGUGGAGAGGAGCAGCUGACGCAAAACGGACGAAGCACAACAAGGAAGAGAGUAAAAAGGAGAGGGGGAGGAGAAGAUGGAGUCCUUGCUUCCUGUGUUGCAGCGACACCCUGGAAUGUCUGUGUUGGUGUGGGCUCUGAUGUUCCGGGUGGCCCACCGACUACUACAGAAUCUGCCUGUGCCCAAAGCUGUAGCGGUGGAUGACUUCCGCUCCUGGAAGUGGAGGAACCUCUCGGUCUCUAUGGUCCACUCCCUCCUGACAGGGACUUGGGCUGUGACCUGUGUGAUCAUUUCGCCUGAGUUGGCAACCAACAUUCACUCCUUCUACACGGCCCCGGCCUACAUGCUCAUCUGCAUCUCAUCAGGAUACUUUGUACAAGAUGCAGGUGACAUCAUUCUAACUGGACAUGCAAGAGGAUCCUGGGAGUUCUUAAUUCAUCAUGUUCUGGUGCUCUGGUGCUUCCUGUAUUCUCUGUACUCGCACCUCUACGUGGCCGGUGCUGUGGUGGCUCUCUUUGUGGAGGUUAACAGUGUCACCCUGCAUUUGAGGCUAAUGCUGAAGCUAGCAUUACAGCAGUCUUCCCCUCUGUACCAAAUCAAUAAGUUCCUCAACCUCUUCACCUACAUCGUCUUCCGCCUCAGCGCACAGUUCUACCUCACAUAUUACAUCGUCCAGAACUACUCCUGGAUGGACAAAGGAGGCUACUUCCUGGUUACCAUGACUCUCAUGAACACCAUGAUCCUGAUCUACUUUUAUCGUCUUCUCCGCGCUGACUUCUUCCCACGGAGCAGGGCUCACAUGAAGCAAAAUGGCACCCACAACAACGUCAAAAAGUUCCUCACUGAAUGACACCGAUAGUGACAUGACCGUAUACCAGAUGUUGUGUUUGGUGUGUUUGUUCGGUUACACAUCUCAUCGCAUUGUGUAAAGCUGUGACUUUAUUAUUAUUAUAAUAAUAAUAAUAAUAAUAAUAAUAAUAAUAAUAAUAAUAAUAACAAGAAAUUUCUCUCAAAGGCUCGUGUUGUCGUGAGAGGCGGCCAGGAAAGGAUGUGGACAGUGGUACAUGCCCUAUAGUGAUUAUUAUGCCCACUGUGGCUGAAGAUCCCUCACUCACACUAACUGGGCAGCAUACAGUGAGAGACUGGUCUGUUCACACUGACUGGGAGAAUCCUACUAAAUUACUUCCAGGAUACUGUGCCACUUUUGCUUCUGAUCAUAGCUAAUACAAUUGUUAACAAUAUAGGAAUUUACAUGAUUCAUGUGGAUUGCUCUUUUACAGAGAAAAUGCUAACAAUCAUACAUGCAUACAGUAGAGAAACAAACUGCCAAGGAUAACAGGGACCACCUUGGUUGCUGUACAUCCCACCCCACCCCACAAAUUCUGUCAGGUGUGGCUUAGCAACAUAGUUUUAUUGAAAUUUCCACUAAUAGGAUUUUGUAAAUGUACUAUAAUACAAUCAAUAUCUGACACUAACAAACUGUCAGACAAUACAACUGUUUCACUUUCAUUCUUCCCUGUUUGGUCUCAAAAGGUCAACACCAAUACAUGGGUGACUGGCAUUCUUACAACAGCGACCAUUCUUUUCAUUCUAUAAAUCUAACGUAGUAAAAUGCA
Molecule: messenger RNA, 2058 nt
Organism: Oncorhynchus kisutch (coho salmon)
Lineage: Eukaryota; Metazoa; Chordata; Actinopteri; Salmoniformes; Salmonidae
Product: TLC domain-containing protein 1-like
Exons: 5
Coding region: 519-1292 (257 amino acids)
Biological process (GO): plasma membrane organization; membrane assembly; phospholipid homeostasis
Cellular component (GO): plasma membrane
Source: RefSeq, a predicted model, not a curated record